CCCCCUCCGAGACUGUUAUGCCUUCCGCGACUGCGUCCCCCUCCGCGACUGCUACUCCCUCCGAGACGGUUCAGCCUUCUGAGACCGCAACCCCAUCCGAGACUGCGACCCCCUCCGAGACCUCUACUCCUUCUGAAACUUCGUCUGAAACUGAAGGACCUUCUGUGACCCCUUCUCCCACAGCUACACAAUCCGUCAUUUCCACCCUCACGGACAUUCCCACUUCCACAGAAAAUGUUUCUUCGACUGACACGCCGUCUUCCACGGAGACUGGUAUCCCCACAGAGACUCCUUCUCCAGAGUGCCCGUUUGGAUACAAGCCUGAUGUUCUGAUUUUCGAUGACUUCGCCACCACCGAGGAGCCAGUGAUUUCUCCCCCCACCCCGUUCGAGUACAAGAACUUCACCUUCGACGACGGAUGGCAACUCCUAAACUGCAACCAGUUGGACUACUAUCUGGACCAGACUUGCAGCCAGGAUACUAUCGAGGGUGCUCAGUAUCUCUCUCUUCAUUCUCGCAUCAGCAGCAACAAGCCAACUUUCCGUCGCAUCACGUUUGACAUCGAGGGAGACACCACUUCAUUUGUUCUCAAGUCGUUCAAGGUUUCCACCAAGCCUAUCGGCAGUAUCUCCAACAACGACUAUGCUGGCAUUGUCUACUGCGCCUGGACCGUCGAGGACCAGUACUACGUUGGAUAUCCGAGCGUCUGCGGUGACAUCAAUCUCAGCGGCCCUCAACCGUUCCAGCAACUGGUGGAACUCAAUUGGAGCAAUGUCGCAUACGUCGCUUUUGCCGGUGUUCAGAACUACAAGAAGCCUCCGACCUACAAGGAAGUUGCGAGCGCCUCCAAGGGUGCUAAGCCCGUCGAGUUCCAGAUUGACGACAUUCGUGUUUGCGUCCCGGAUGAUGAUGUUUAGAUUUUCAUUUGAUUUUCGCGUUCGAUGUUUGUGAUGUUUCUAAUGAUUCCGGAUGUGGGGUUCUCGGAGUGGUAGUAGGUGGUGGAUUUUGUUCAUGCAAUUAGUGUUUUUUUACGCCAAAAGCAUUGCUUUUACUGUGUAAUUCUGUGUUUGAAAAGUUUGUGUAAUGAUACGAAUGAUUGGUGCUCUUUGCACAAAUGUUUUGUCAAGCGACUGGAUUUCGAUCACGUAGUGUUGCCAUCGGG
Tricharina praecox is the source of this 1162-nucleotide messenger RNA. RefSeq lists its product as uncharacterized. Lineage: Eukaryota; Fungi; Ascomycota; Pezizomycetes; Pezizales; Pyronemataceae. The record is from RefSeq and is a predicted model, not a curated record. Bases 18 to 917 code for a protein of 299 amino acids. The transcript has 3 exons.